CAACUGCUGCUUUGGGCGCACGUUGAUGACGCCUGUGUUGCUCUGUGUGUAAACAUUUGACAGCUCCGGUGUCGCUUUAGCUAUUUGUAUUAGAUUUGAGCGUUAAAAGUGUAUAAUAAAAAUUAAUUUCUAUUUAAAUGAUUAAAAAAUAAUCGUUGGGAAGAUGCGGCUGAAUGAAGACACUUUACUGGAAGGCAGCAAUGUUGUGUUGGUUCCCUACAACACUGAACAUGUUCCCAGAUAUCACCAGUGGAUGACGUCAGAGGAGCUGCAGAAACUCACGGCGUCUGAACCUCUAACCCUGGACCAGGAAUAUGACAUGCAGAGAAGCUGGAGAGAGGAUGAUGAUAAGUGCACGUUCAUCGUCCUGGACAAACAGAGAUGGACAGAUCCAAGCUUCUCAGAGGAAGAGUGUAUGGUGGGAGACGUCAACCUUUUCCUGACUGACCCCAGUGACCCGUCACUGGCUGAGCUGGAGAUCAUGAUAGCAGAGCCCAGCUACAGAGGCAGAGGUUAUGGCAAAGAAGUGACAUGUAUGAUGAUGCAUUACGGCAUCAACAAACUCGGCAUCAAGAAAUACGAAGUGAAAAUCGGCUUGGAAAACCGGAUCAGUGUAGAGAUGUUCAGAAAGCUCCAGUUUCAAGAGCUAUCCGUCAGCGAGGUGUUUCAGGAAGUGACUCUUGGCCUGACUGUGAACGAGGCAUCAUGGGAAGAGCUGCUGGGCGGCACGGAUAUCGAGGGAAGAGAGUACAGGAAAACGCGGGACUCCAGGCACAGAGCUAAACAUUCAACAACCACCGGCGCCGACGGGAACUGAGAGGAAAGGGAAUUUUAAUAAGAUCCAAAGAUAUCGUCUGGAUUUAAGAAGCAAGUUUUCACCACUGACUCAGAUAUCACGGGGAUCCUGGAUGAAUCUACUGACUGUUUUCGAAAAAUGUUCAUCGCUUUUUCUUUUCAUCACGUGUAAAAUGACCGGUUCGUAUAAAAUAUAUACGAAACGCAAAAGUCACCUUCACUGUAUCCGUUCUCUACUGUACAUCACCACCUCUGCGUGCACACACACACACCCCCCAAGUGUUUUCAGAAAAAUAGGAGGCGUUAUUUUGUCCAGCAGAGGAACGAUUUCACAUUCAAGACAACUUCUCUUGGUCUAUCAGUGAAGAAAAAAAACAUCAAUCCUUACUUACCAAGAUGUCAUUUAAAUCCUGGAUCAUUCUCAGCACAGGUAAUGUGAGUGAAAGUAAAAUACUGUAAGUAAGAAAUUAAACGCUGUGCUGUUUUAGGAAAUAAAUCAGUGCUGUGGUAGUGUAUUGAAGCCCCGGUGAUGUUUUUUUUUAAUAUACAAAAGCAACGUUGUAUAAAACCUGGACUAACGUCAAAGAUACAGUUAUAGUAAAUGAAUCUACACCUUCCGACCAAUCAGAAUCAAGAAUUCAGCGACGCACUAGACGUAAAGAAACAGGAUGCAGAUUUGCAAUGCGAUGAAAUUUAUUUAUGCCGUUAAUCUUCCAAAAUCAUCAGAGUAACAAUUAAAAUAACUUUUUAUUAUUAUUAUUAUUAUUAUUACAAAUGUAUACAAAUCCAUACUCGUAGUACAUACACAGUGCCGAGGAAGACGGCCAGGUGAAACCCUGCUUCCUGAUGCUCACGUAUAUAACGGUAGAUGUGUCCUGGGUGAGGAAAUAAACUUGAAUGACAUAA
Tachysurus fulvidraco (yellow catfish) is the source of this 1701-nucleotide messenger RNA. It is a transcript of the gene nat9, whose product is annotated as N-acetyltransferase 9 (GCN5-related, putative). Gene Ontology annotation, molecular function: N-acetyltransferase activity. NCBI's taxonomy places the organism in Eukaryota, Metazoa, Chordata, Actinopteri, Siluriformes, Bagridae. Gene Ontology annotation, biological process: protein acetylation. The transcript is spliced from 7 exons. Bases 164 to 817 code for a protein of 217 amino acids. The record is from RefSeq and is a predicted model, not a curated record.